Molecule: messenger RNA, 1197 nt
Organism: Myiozetetes cayanensis
Lineage: Eukaryota; Metazoa; Chordata; Aves; Passeriformes; Tyrannidae
Product: maestro heat-like repeat-containing protein family member 6
Exons: 8
Coding region: 20-1186 (388 amino acids)
Cellular component (GO): cytoplasm
Source: RefSeq, a predicted model, not a curated record
UGGCACAGACAGCUCUGACAUGGCAGAGGUUGAGGGCGCAGCAACCACCGACACAGCGCCCAUGGAUGACACCUCAGCCACCUCUGACAUGGCACCAGUCGAUGGCACAGCCACCUGUGACACCACGCUGGCUGACACCGAGUCAAGCUCUGACACCGCUCCAGCUGAUGUCAGGGCUGAGGCUGACGCCACGACUGAGGGCAUCACCAGCACUGACUGCACAGCCAUGCAGAGUGUGACUGAUGCUCCCAGUCUGGAUCUUUGGGAGCAGGAAGGUGUCCCCAGCACAGAUGAAGUGCAGAUCCUGGCAAGGCACCUGCAGAGCCAGUGCCCAGAGAGGCAGCACCUGGCUCUGCGAGAGCUGCUGGUGCUCAGCGUGGAUCCCUCCAUGGCCAAAAGCAUCUGCAGCCUGUCUGAGCACCUCCUGGAGCUGCUGCGUGAUGGAGAUGGAGAGCUGGUCAGGAUGACCCUCUCCAUUUUCCGGAAUGUGCUCCGGGACGAGGAAGACAGGGAGGGAUUCAGCCCCAUUGCCCCGAGGCUGGCUGAGGCGCUCCGGCCACUCUUUGACCACGACAACAGCCACGUGCAGCUGCUCUCCAUUCGCCUCUUCCGAGAGGUGAUGGAGUUGGUGGCGGAAGAGGGAACGUGGCUCUGGGAGAAGCAGGCGUGGCAGAGCCUGGUCCCCCUGUUCUUCCGCUGGCAGGACGAGAACCAGCGCGUGGCAGAGGCCGCUCGGGAAGCGCUGCUCUGGGCUGCAAGGUUCCUGCAGAGGAGGGACCUGGAGCAGCUGGUGAAGACCGAGCAGCACUUUGGGUUCUGCGACUGCCUGAUGGAGAAGGAGCUGAGCCGAAGGGGCGAGCACCUGCGCCAGGCCCUGCCCUUCCUGCAGAGCCCCCAGGAGCCCCUGCGAGAGGCGGCCGUCAGGUUCAUGGGGGUCGCCGGCUGGCACAUGAGGGAGCAGCAGGAAGACCUGUGGCCCAUCCUCAAGGCCCUUGGAGCCAUGAGCGAGGACGACUGCCCCUCCACCUCCAACUUGAGGAAUGCACUCAUGGCCACCUACAGGAGUGCAGUCAGAGCUCCACGUGCUCCGCUGAGGCGACCAAUGUCCCUGCAACCACUCGGGACGACAGCCCAGGGACCACUUCCCAGCGCAGCUGCAGCUCCAGCUGAUGCUGGGCCCAACUGAGCCAGCCGGCA